This is a messenger RNA of Microthlaspi erraticum, 1758 nucleotides long. The record is from the annotation of a GenBank genome assembly. Lineage: Eukaryota; Viridiplantae; Streptophyta; Magnoliopsida; Brassicales; Brassicaceae.
AUGAGUAGCCUUCAUAUUACACUUUCUUUCCUCUUGUUGCUCAUUUUUAAUCUUCAAGACCUGUCUGCGGCUCCUAGUAGACACUUGUGUCAUCCUGAACAAAGGGAUGCCCUUCUCGAGUUCAAGAAGGAGUUUGAGAUUCAGAAGACUCACCCUGAUGAUUAUUGUUAUUCAGAAUUCCUCGGUAGCUCCGUAAGCCCUCAUCCGAAGACGGUGUCAUGGACAAAUAACAGCGACUGUUGUCAUUGGGAGGGUAUCAAGUGUGAUGCCAAGUCUGGAAAAGUGAUCAAGCUAGACCUCAGUUGCAGUGGCCUCCACGGCAGGUUACAUUCGAAUACCAGUCUUUUUAGGCUUCAAAACAUUCGUUUUCUAGACCUUUCCCAAAAUAACUUACAUGGUCAAAUCCCAUCCUCGGUUGGGAAACUUUCUCACCUCACUUGUCUCCAUCUUUUUCAGAAUCAAUUAUUGGGUCAGAUUCUGUCCUCACUUGGGAAUCUUUCUCAUCUCACCUCUCUCCAUCUUUCUAAUAAUCAGUUUUCCGGUCAUAUCCCAUCUUCAAUUGGAAACAUUUCUCAUCUCACCUCUCUCUCCCUUUCUAAUAAUAAUUUUACUUCCCAUAUUCCAUCUUCGAUUGGACAUCUCUCUGGUCUCACCUCUCUCGACCUUUCUUUUAAUCAGUUUUCGAGUCAGAUUCCAUCUUCAAUUGGAAACCUCUCGCAACUCACAUCUCUCGAGCUUUCACAUAAUAAUUUCACUGGCCAGAUUCCGUUCUCAGUUGGAGAUCUCUCUCAUCUUACUUCUCUCGAUUUUUCUCAAAAUCAGUUUUCCUGUCAGAUUCCAUCUUCAAUUGGAAAGCUCUCUCAUCUCUCAUCUUUUUCUCUUUCUACUAAUCAGUUUUCUGGUCAGAUUCCAUCCUCAAUCGGAAACCUCUCUAAUCUCACAUCUCUCUCUCUUUCUGAUAAUCUGUUUUCGAGUCAGGUUCCAUCUUCAUUUGGAAACCUCUCUCAACUCACAUCUCUCGAUCUUUCUAAAAAUAACUUUACCGGCAAGAUUCCCUUCUCAAUCGGAAAGCUCUCUCAGCUCACAUCUCUCUCUCUUAUCGAUAACCGGUUUUCCGGUCAGAUCCCAUCGUCGAUUGGAAAUCUCUCGGGUCUCACCUAUCUCGGACUUUCUAGAAACAGUUUCGUUGGUGAAAUCCCAUCAUCUUUCGGCAGUUUGAACCAACUGUCCAUGUUCUUUGUAAGUCUGAACAAGCUCAGCGACGACAACAGUUUCGUCGGAAGCAUUCCUUCUUCUCUCUUCACCAUUCCUUCUUUGACCAAUAUUGACUUCAGUAACAACAACCUCAACGGCACUCUUGAGUUUGGGGAUGGGAAUACUUCUUCACCGUCUACGCUACAAGAGCUGCUCCUUGGAAACAACAACUUGAGAGAGCUAAGCUUGAGGUCUGGCUCCAGGCUUGUCAAUCUUCAGAACCUCAACAUUUCCAACAAUGAGAUCAACGGUCAAGUGCCUCGCUGGUUAUGGACGCUACCGUAUUUGCGUUACGUGGAUCUUUCCAACAACGGUUUCAUCGGUUUCGAAAGAUCAGCGAAACAUGGACUAAUGUCUGCUUUGUCCAACUUGUUUGGCUCCAACAACAGUUUCAGGAAAGAUUCCUUCUUUCAUAUGCGAGUUCCGGUCUCUAAGCAUUCUCGAUUUGUCAUACAACAACUUCAAUGGUUCAAUUCCUCUUUGCAUGGGAAAUCUCAAGAGUAA